UCUGCGGUCACUGGCAACAAUGACUGCUGCUUUUUCUGGUCUUUUCCCAUUCAAGUCAAAGCCUGUCCAGGCAAUUAUUAUGUCUAUGAGCUGAUUAGUCCAGCUGUGUACUGUUCAGGAUACUGUGCAGAUGUUGGCAGCAUUAACACCAGCUCUACAACCGUCACACCUGCGAUCGUCUCAACUGUUUAUCCCUCUGUUGACCCCUGCUACAACUACAGUGUACUGGACGAUCCAUGGAAGAGCCACCAAUAAUAUAAACGCCUUCAGUCAGAAAGUGCGACACACCUCUGUCACCUGGAGAGGCUGGUAUCGUCUCUUCAUUAACGGUCUGAGCGCUCAGAUCCCAGACACCUGUGUUGAAAAAGCUGGCUGUGGCACUGAUAUCCCACUGUGGAUUCGUGAUGGACAUCCAUCACUGCAGGAUGGAGUCGUCACUCGAGAUGUGUGCGGUCCCUGGAAAAAUUACUGCUGCUUUUAUGGUUCUUACCCCAUUAAAGUCAAAGCCUGUCCAGGCAAUUAUUAUGUCUAUGAGCUGAUUACACCAACUUACUGUAAUUAUUCAUACUGUGCGGCUGUUACUAACAUCAGCAGCACCGAUACAACAGUCACACCAAAGACGACCACAGCUGGUAAUGUAGUCUGAUGUUUCCACUGUUGAAUUGUGUUUUGGCUGAAUGUUUGUGCAUCUGUAGAAUUGAACAGGUGUGUGAGUGUGUUUGUGUUUCUAACGACGAGGAAUAAUAGACUACAUGUAAUGUACAGUUGCAGAUCAUUGCCGACAUUUUCAUGAUCAUCUGUUCACAAGCUGCUAUUAAAGCGCUGCUUGUUAAGUGAAAUUAAGUUUACACAGUUACUAUAUGGUUGCGUGGGCAGUACAUAAUGAGUGUAAUAGUAUACUUACUGUAAUUAUUUUGUAAAUUCAAAAUUCUUGAAAAUUCAUAUUAGUUUUACUACCAGUCAAAGCCUGUCCAGGCAAUUAUUAUGUCUAUGAGCUGAUUAGUCCAGCUGUGUACUGUUCAGGAUACUGUGCAGGUAAUUAUAUUUACAUGAGCUCUUUCUACACAUUCAUGACAUUUGUGUUUCUGUACAUUAAUCACUAUUCAUCCAAACUUUCAGAUGUUGGCAGCAUUAACACCAGCUCUACAACCGUCACACCUGCGAUAGUCUCAACUGGUAAUGCAUCACACUGUGUCUCUAUUGGCUUAU
Molecule: messenger RNA, 1209 nt
Organism: Cyprinus carpio (common carp)
Lineage: Eukaryota; Metazoa; Chordata; Actinopteri; Cypriniformes; Cyprinidae
Source: RefSeq, a predicted model, not a curated record